This is a messenger RNA of Trichoplax adhaerens, 661 nucleotides long. RefSeq lists its product as uncharacterized. The record is from RefSeq and is a predicted model, not a curated record. Lineage: Eukaryota; Metazoa; Placozoa; Uniplacotomia; Trichoplacea; Trichoplacidae. The annotation marks the transcript as partial. The transcript is spliced from 2 exons.
AUGUCAGAAAUACCAAUAAAUUUUAUUAGGGUUGAAGUCUUUAAGGAAAAUGGAGAGAAAAAAUAUGAUAGAGAUUUAUGGAUUGGAGUUGCAGGUAAAGUUCGAGAUAAAAUAACAACUUUGGACGCCUUUAAAGAAUAUUCUGAUAGAUUUGAUAUUGAGCAUUAUUUUAAAUUUUCCAAAUCAAAACUGUUGAUGGAUAAAAUGCAAUCAUCUGAUUCAAAAAAAGAUGAAGAUUUUAUGUUGAUGACAGCAAUAGCUUAUCACGUAUUAUGUAAAAGUUCUGAUUUGCUAAAUGAAAUUAAUGUUAGAGCUUGGGAAAAUAAAAAAAGAAUAAACUCCAAAUCACCAUCUAAUAUAUUUAGAGCUGCAGCUAUUAGUGAUGUUUUUGAUCAAGUAUAUACAGAAAACAAUGAAAUACAUUUGCAUCACUUAAAAGAAAUAUACGCCUAUAAGAGUAUUUGGAGAGCUGUUAUCACUCAAGCACUUAUGGAUGCAUCAAGCAAUUCAAAAAAGAAAUUUGCUAAAAAGCAAAAAAUCGAUGCUAUAAGGUGGUUAUUAGAUGAUUCAUAUGCUGAUGAACUUAAAAUGGUAUGCAAUUUAGCAGAUUUAGAUUAUAAGAAUGUGUUAGUAAAGAUAAAAAAAGCUCUAGCUAAUGGAU